Molecule: messenger RNA, 1068 nt
Organism: Trichoderma aggressivum f. europaeum
Lineage: Eukaryota; Fungi; Ascomycota; Sordariomycetes; Hypocreales; Hypocreaceae
Exons: 6
Coding region: 1-1068 (355 amino acids)
Biological process (GO): adenylate cyclase-activating G protein-coupled receptor signaling pathway
Cellular component (GO): heterotrimeric G-protein complex
Molecular function (GO): G-protein beta/gamma-subunit complex binding; GTPase activity; GTP binding
Source: RefSeq, a predicted model, not a curated record
AUGGGCGGAUGCAUGAGCUCCAACAAUGACGAGGUGGAGCAGAAGAAGAGGAGUCAGGCUAUAGAUAAGGAGUUGGACGAGGACUCAAAACGGUUACGGAAAGAAUGCAAGAUCCUGUUGUUAGGUUCUGGUGAGAGUGGCAAGUCGACAAUCGUCAAGCAGAUGAAAAUUAUCCACCUAAAGGGAUACUCAGAAGAGGAACUGUACAACUACCGACCAACCGUCUUCAAGAAUCUAGUAGAAUGUGCCAAGGCCGUCAUCACCGCCAUGCAGCAGUUCAAUAUCGAGCUUGUGCAGGAGGACAACAGAUCCUUUGCCGACUUUUUAAUAGACUAUCAAGCGGAAUCUGGGCCGCAAGCUCACAUCGACCCCCAGGUGGGACUCGCUGUGCAGGCAAUAUGGAGCGACCCGGCCAAAGACCAGCUGAUGGAGCACCAGACGGAGUUUUACCUGAUGGACUCUGCCGAGUAUUUUUUCCAAGAAGCAAUGCGCAUCGUCGCGCCCGAUUACUUACCUAACGAGAUGGACGUAUUACGCGCCCGUACAAAGACUACCGGCAUUUACGAAACGCGUUUCCAAAUGGGCCAGCUUAGCAUUCACAUGUUUGAUGUCGGCGGGCAGAGGAGUGAACGGAAGAAGUGGAUACACUGCUUCGAGAACGUUACAUCAAUCAUUUUCUGUGUUGCGCUCAGCGAGUACGAUCAAGUUCUUCUCGAGGAGAGCAGCCAGAACCGCAUGAUGGAGAGCUUACUACUCUUUGAUUCCGUCGUCAAUUCCCGCUGGUUCAUGAGAACGAGUAUCAUUCUUUUCUUGAACAAGGUGGAUAUCUUCAAGCAGAAACUUGGCCGAUCACCUCUAUCCAACUACUUCCCCGAUUACACCGGCGGCAUCGACGUCAACAAAGCCGCCAAGUAUCUGCUAUGGCGAUUCAAUCAAGUCAACAGGGCGCAUCUCAACCUAUAUCCACAUCUUACCCAAGCUACCGAUACAUCAAACAUCCGACUCGUUUUUGCGGCGGUCAAGGAGACUAUACUGAACAACGCACUCAAGGACUCGGGUAUCCUCUAA